AUGCGCGACGAUGACUCGACUAGCAAAAGACUUCAAGUUGUCCCAGCUGGAAGGACAAGAAGGAGAAGAAGGCCGUCAUCAUGCAGCAUACGACAAUCAACAAUAAUUUCUCGGCUACUGAGACCAGACCCAACAACACAGCGCAAGGAAACCUUCUUCCAGUGGCGGAAGGGGAAAGAUCCCUGGAUGCAAAGUGCAAUGGACCACUUCUUGAACAACUUUGUCUUCAAUGCCGAAGAUCUGUCUCUGCUUAUUGGCGGCAGCGGCAUCGAAGUAUUUGAUAUUGCACCCGCCGAAACCGGCCCAGGCCGUACUGUGAUUGACGUGCUCGAUGUCCUGGCCAGUGGGCUACUGAUUGUUCGAGCGGCUUCGAUGCAGACAAUCGAAGGACGGAGAGAACAGCAUGUCAAAUAUCGCCUGGCAAUGUGGAAGCUAAGAGAGAUUAAUACAUCUCCAAAUGACAAGACAUGGCAAAUCCAUCUGGACGGAUUACUGGCGAUGCUCCAGCAGAAUCAUCACAGCACGACAAAAUGUGAUGACAAGUCAAGUUCUAAUCUGAUUGCAGCAAGGGAAUGUGCGCAGUCAGAUGGAAACGGCGAUGUUCAAAAAUUCCUACAGUCACGACCUCCAAUGGACAGCAUCGAGAAGGCUUGGUUGCUUAUGGACUUAUCAAAAUUGAAGCUGCGGAAACUAAUCGCCACCAUGGACCAUUUUCACGUUGAGAAACUCCGGGUUUCUGUGAAGCAAAUACAAAGAGAUAUUCUCCUCGUUCGUGAAUCGGUUCCGAAAGAAUAUCACCCUGCUAGGGUAAGCAAGGCGCAUUCAUCGUGGAGCUCGGCUUCGGAUCUGCCACCUUAUUAUCGUGGCUAUUAUGAAGAGGUCUAUUCAAAUAACCUCCUAUGCGCCAAAUGGAACGAGUAUAGAACCAUGCUCCUAAUCACAAGCGACUUUAUGCUCCGAUCAGGACAUUUCUUAUAUUCAGGCACAAGUCGAUCAAACACAAGAGAGGCCACAGCACUGUCUCGGACGAUGGAAGAAGCUGUAGACGGUAUUUGCGCUUCUGUUGCAUACUACUAUGACUAUUCCAGGGCAAACAAUAUCAAAAGGGUUACCAUUGCAUCUCCCAAUGAUGCCGGCAAACGGGAUUUGGUACCAUUAUCAAUGACAACAAUGGACGCUCUCGCUCUGACAUGGUCGUUGCACUGUGCAAUCGCAAUGCGUCAUGUUAUAGCAGAGGACCAGCGAGAUUGGAUGAAACAAGUACUCUAUUACACUGGAUCGCAAAUGCGAAUACCCAAGGCUAUGGCACUGGCAAGCGCGUCUGCCGAAGGAUUCAGCUAUACUGACGUCUUGGCUGGCUUGACGCUACUUGGCUUAGGAAUUUUGAGAAGCGAGUGA
Molecule: messenger RNA, 1398 nt
Organism: Talaromyces atroroseus
Lineage: Eukaryota; Fungi; Ascomycota; Eurotiomycetes; Eurotiales; Trichocomaceae
Exons: 5
Coding region: 1-1398 (465 amino acids)
Source: RefSeq, a predicted model, not a curated record